UAGACGUAAUGGAAUGUCCCCACUGCCAUGCGUACAGGUAGGGCCGACGCUUGCCAUUUUAGUGCCCCACGUUUUUUUUCGCCCGGCACCUGCAGUGGACGGUACUAACUAAGCCAUGACGAUCUGCAGCUUCUAAAAAGUUACUCCAAACCUUACGUCUCAAAGAAACUUUCCCUUUUAAUCCUUUUCUUACCAUACCUCCAAUUAGGAUAGGAACACCAUCGCCUAUUCAUCCUUUCAUCCCAUCUUACCCCGCAAUGGCGACGGCCCGUAUCCCGGCCUUGCGCAGCCUUCUAGGACGACGGCAAACCCCCUCACUCUUCCGCCCACCGAAUCAACAGCGUCGCUGGGCUCAGGUCCACGAUGUGCGAUUCCUAGCUACGACACAGGCCUCCCGCAGCGUAAUCGAGAAUUACCGCGACAAGCUCGACCGCAAAGCACGCGAGGAAGGACAUCGGGAUAUCGGCGAGUUGAAGGAAGCAUACCGGGACCGCAUACAAGAGCUCAAGAAAAAAGACAGUGCUUCGGCACCUGGGUUAGACGCCUUGCUUUCUGACGAGCCUGUACCACCACCACAAUCAACAGUAGCAAGUUCAACACCGACAACUCAAGACGGACUAUCCCAACCACCACCACCCCCUCCACAACCGCAGACUCCCUCAUCAACCAUCGGCCCCGGCAAAACAACAUCAACCAUAAAACCCCUCUCCGAAAUCCUCGACCUCCCCAAAGCCCGCGCGCUCCCCGAAAAAGAACUCUCCGCCAUCUGGCGCCUCCGACACGCAUCCUCCCCCUUAUCCCUCUGCGCCGUGAUUCCCUCCUCAACCUACCAAACCCUAGAAACAACCGCGCGUUGCCACCCCUCCUUCGUCCUACCAGUGCCCCGCCACGAUUCCGAGGGUAACGGCGGAGCCGAGAUUCAUUUCUUACAAUGGGUCUUCGAUGCUGAAUCGCAGACGUCUACUGUGCUGUUUACGCAGUUAGCUGAGUAUAAGGCACGGGGUGAGUGGGCGCAACCGCAUACCAGUGUGACGCAUUACUGGGACGGGGGGUUGGCGGAGAAGCCCGGCGUGGUGCUUAUGGCCGGGAGUGUGGUUGAAGGGCGCGGGGCUAGUGUGCAGGAUGCUAGAUGGCUUGUUAUGCUGUUACAACGGUUUUACGGUGGUGAAGGGGCGGGAGGGUCAGAUGUUGAUGCGGGUAAGAGGAGGUUGUUAGAAGAGUUUGGACGGGGCGACGGGAAGUUUAGUGUCGAGAAACUCUUGGAGGAGAGUGAGAAGUUGGGUUAAGAAUGAUGGAUGGAUGAUACAUGAGACAUGAAAAUCUAGACGGCGGGAUACCCCAAGCCUCAAGGGGAUGGAUUCGAAGCCGGAUCUACUACAAAACUGCAUGCCCAACAGCGGCCUAUACACCGGUGUUUGAUGGUAUGUCCACGGGUUUAAAGCCGAUUCAAUGGCUAUCUCAACUCACGGGUAGAGUAGAAUGAGGCCAUUUAGAUGUAUAAAUAUUUGUAUAAAUA
Messenger RNA from Hypoxylon trugodes, 1516 nucleotides. RefSeq names its product ATP11-domain-containing protein. The record is from RefSeq and is a predicted model, not a curated record. NCBI's taxonomy places the organism in Eukaryota, Fungi, Ascomycota, Sordariomycetes, Xylariales, Hypoxylaceae. The transcript has a single exon. Gene Ontology annotation, biological process: mitochondrial proton-transporting ATP synthase complex assembly. Gene Ontology annotation, cellular component: mitochondrion. The coding region runs from base 258 to 1286 and encodes 342 amino acids.